This is a messenger RNA of Oncorhynchus tshawytscha (Chinook salmon), 564 nucleotides long. RefSeq names its product calcineurin-like phosphoesterase domain containing 1. The record is from RefSeq and is a predicted model, not a curated record. NCBI's taxonomy places the organism in Eukaryota, Metazoa, Chordata, Actinopteri, Salmoniformes, Salmonidae.
AUGUCUGAAGAGCAGAAGGAAUGGAGAGGUCCAUCCUGCUUCAUCUUUGCAGACCUCCAGCUGGGUCUGCAAAGGAGGGAGGGGGACUGUGACAGGGGAGGGGACGAGUGGGCCGAAGAGGUCCAACUGACCCAGCAGGCUGUGGAGGCCGUCAACAAGCUGUGCCGCAGGCCCAAGUUCAUGGUGCUGUGUGGGGACAUGGUCCAUGCAAGUCCAGGCACCCCGUUCCGGGAGGGGCAGGCGCGGGACUUGAAGGUGGCUCUGAGGGGUACAGACCCCUCCAUCCCUCUGGUGUUUGUCAGUGAGAACCAUGACCUGCGUAACACACCCACCCCGGAGACUGUAGCCCAGUUCUGCAACGCCUGGGGAGACGACUACUCAGCUUCUUGGUGGGUGGCUAGAGUGAGCUGUACUGUAAUCCCAACCCAGCUGUUCUUCGGUGUGUCAGCCUGCCCGGACCGGGGAGACGUCCAGGAGGCCUGGUUAGAGGGCCAGCUGCAGAAGGCCUCCCAGGGGCUUGGGAUCACUCCCAAACAAGCCUUUAAUUUUAGUAAUUUAACUUGA